Molecule: messenger RNA, 1302 nt
Organism: Pipistrellus nathusii (Nathusius's pipistrelle)
Lineage: Eukaryota; Metazoa; Chordata; Mammalia; Chiroptera; Vespertilionidae
Source: the annotation of a GenBank genome assembly
AUGCUGUGGCAGGUCGCCGUGCUGCUCAGCGUGGUCCUGGGAACUGGUGCUGCUCCCGAGGACGACCCCGAGGACGGAGGCAAGCACUGGGUGGUCAUCGUCGCAGGCUCCAACGGCUGGUAUAAUUACCGGCACCAGGCAGACGCGUGCCACGCCUACCAGAUCGUCCACCGCAAUGGGAUUCCCGACGAGCAGAUCGUGGUGAUGAUGUACGAUGACAUCGCCACCUCAGAAGAGAACCCCACUCCUGGAGUUGUGAUCAACAGGCCCAAUGGCACGGACGUGUACAAGGGGGUCCUGAAGGACUACACCGGGGAGGCUGUCACACCGCAGAAUUUCCUUGCUGUGCUGCGAGGUGACGAGGAGGCGGUGAAGGGCGUAGGAUCGGGAAAGGUCUUGAAGAGCGGCCCUCGGGAUCACGUGUUUGUGUACUUCACUGAUCACGGAGCUACGGGACUCCUGGCCUUUCCCAACGACGACCUUCAUGUAAAGGAACUGAAUGAGACCAUCCAGUACAUGUACAAACACAACAAGUACCAGAAGAUGGUGUUCUACAUCGAAGCCUGCGAGUCCGGGUCCAUGAUGAAGCACCUGCCCUCCGACAUCAACGUGUAUGCAACGACAGCCGCCAACCCGGAGGAGUCCUCCUACGCCUGUUACUACGACGAGCAGAGGUCCACGUACCUGGGGGACUGGUACAGCGUCAACUGGAUGGAGGACUCGGACAUGGAGGACUUGACCAAGGAGACGCUGCACAAGCAGUACCAGCUGGUGAAGACGCACACCAACACCAGCCACGUCAUGCAGUACGGGAACAAGUCCAUCUCCACCAUGAAGCUGAUGCAGUUUCAGGGCGUGAAACACAAGGCCAGCGCUCCCAUCUCCCUGCCUCCCGUCCGCCGCCUCGACCUCACCCCGAGCCCCGAGGUGCCACUCUCGAUCAUGAAGAGGAAGCUGAUGCUCACCAACGACCUGCAGGAGUCCCGGCGCCUGGUUGAGCAGAUCCACAGGCACCUGGAGAGCAGGCACAUCAUGGAGAAGUCGGUGCGGAAGAUCGUCUCCCUGCUCACGCGGUCCGAUGACGAGACCGAGAGGCUCCUGUCCGAGAGGGCCCCGCUCACGGCGCACGACUGCUACCAGGCCGCCGUGUCCCACUUCCGCACACACUGCUUCAACUGGCACACCCCCACGUACGAGUACGCCCUGAGACAUCUGUACGUGCUGGCCAACCUCUGUGAGAAGCCCUACCCGAUCGACAGAAUAAAGACGUCCAUGGACAAGGUGUGCCUUGGUUACUACUGA